This is a messenger RNA of Cooperia oncophora, 909 nucleotides long. The record is from the annotation of a GenBank genome assembly. Lineage: Eukaryota; Metazoa; Nematoda; Chromadorea; Rhabditida; Trichostrongylidae.
AUGCAGUCGAAGAAUGGCAACGUCCUCAACAACAAGGAAAGCGUGUUAACCAGGCAUUCUAGAACCUUUUCGCAUAGUCUAGUCAAGUACUCUACUUUGGGUGAUGACCUGAAUUUAGAGGACAGAAAUCCAUGUAAGCCUUGCAGUAGCCCAUCUCAAAGAGAGAUAAGGGAAUGUGCAAAACGUCAUUACUGGGUUACAUCGUCAGAUGGAGAACUGGACCGCAAGAAGCACGCAACUGAAGAGCGCAAGCUCCAUAACCAGCCAUCAACUAUAACAGCCCAACUUGUGAGUGAAGGCGAAUCCCUUCAUAGCACUUCGUCGCUAUCCAAAACUCUUACGAAAUUCACAGAGAGAAUUCAGAAUAAUACUCUAGAAGAAAAGGUCUCCUCAGCACCAACCGAAACCUGGACAUUGAUGAAACUCAUGAUCACACUCUUGAAGCGCAAUCAAACAGCAAGAAAUCGAGAAGCAUAUGCCCAAAAGAUCGGAAAAUUCGCAGCGCCCGAAAGAAUCGGCGCUAACGUUCAUGACCAACCGUUGACAAAUCUGCAAACAUUCAACUAUCUGCUUCAUUCGCUUCAAGGAGAAGCCAGGGACGUAAACAAACGUUAUGCUGUUAAUGACGACAAUUACGAAGACGCCAUAAGUCCUUCACAGACCACGCACGGAGACAGCUCCAAAUUGAUACCUUACAGCGAAUAUAAUGCGCAAAAGCAGAAAGUCCCGGUAUUCACUCCCAGAGGCGCCUUUUGGAAUAUCAUCCCUACAAUAUCACAACUGGAGAAGGAACAGACGGCAGAAGCUGCAACGACGAACACCGUUCAGGAGCACACAUUCAGUCCUUCUCCUCCAAUGACUAGAGACGAAAUACAGCAACAACUAGACAACCUAGAGAAUUCAAACUAA